Molecule: messenger RNA, 2049 nt
Organism: Scophthalmus maximus (turbot)
Lineage: Eukaryota; Metazoa; Chordata; Actinopteri; Pleuronectiformes; Scophthalmidae
Gene: borcs8
Product: BLOC-1 related complex subunit 8
Exons: 6
Coding region: 139-528 (129 amino acids)
Cellular component (GO): BORC complex
Source: RefSeq, a predicted model, not a curated record
AUAUGUUCUGUCCGGAAAUCUUCAAGUGUGACACAUGGCAACAGAAACACGGAAGAGGCAGUGAUCAGCUGACACCGCUCGCUCACGGAUCCAACAGUUCUGCCGUCGGUCUCCUCGCCGUGACACCCAGCGUGCACCAUGGAUGACCAGGAGAUGCAGCUGAAAGUCAGGCGAGUGACUGACAAGUUCACGGAGAGCAUGUACGUCCUGGCCAACGAGCCGUCGGUGGCUCUGUACAGGCUGCAGGAGCACGUCCGGAGGUCGCUGCCCGAACUGGUGCAGCACAAGACAGAUAUGCAGAGCUGGGAGGAGCAGAGUCAAGGAGCCAUCUACAGUGUAGAGUACGCAUGCAGUGCCGUGAAGAGCAUGACGAACAGCAGCAUGUAUUUCAAAAACAUCGACGGCCUCCUCCGUCAAGCCAUCAGCAUGAAGGAACAGAUUAGCAGCUCUCAAGGACGCAGCUUACAUGAUGUGACCGCUCCCAGUCCCCUUGUCUCUGCUCCACAUGCCCCACCCACUUCCUCUUGACCGCUGACAGAGGUUUCCAAGGAAAAGGACGGUCGACUGUGGCGUGCCAAAGGAAGGGGGAGAAAAGCACAGCUCCGGUAUGUGACGUGACUUCCCCGGGCUGGUGGUGUUGCUUUCUACGGUCCCUUGCUCUGCUACCUAAUGAUUGUGGCUGAAGUAGGGUCAUAAGGGCAACACCUCCUCACCACAAUGGAGUGACUGCCUCCGCUGACCCCACAGUACAAGCCGCUCAGUGGAACAGAGCACCACCACAGCGCUGCCAGGUUCAGCAUUAAAAACACUUAAGUCAUGGACGCUGCUCAAAGAAUGCAUUGUUCUCUUGGACUCGCUGGACGGACCAGAGAGAAAGCAGCAGUGCUGUUUUUGCCUCUGCUGUAGAAAAUCCACUGCGAUGCCAAUGUUUUGGACUUUAGUUUUCAAGGCGGGGGGGGGGGGGGGGGGGGGGGUGUUUGUUGUUUGUUGUUGAAGGCUAAAGACUGAAUGCACCCUGCAUACAAAUUAUAAAAGCUUGAUACUCGUACAGAUUGAAAAACACAGAAGUGUGCUAGACUGCAACAACAGGUUCCAGAUCUAAGUUGUGUUUCAGUAUAUCUAAGAAUACCUUCAUGUCAGAUUGGGCAAAACGUUCGUCAAGUGAGAAAUGAGACUUUUAUGAAAAGAAGAAUUUGUUCUUACCUGCUAGGUAGACAGAGACCCCCAGGCAGAACAGUCCAAUUGCCACAUGUCGUACAGCUCUGCUAUCCAAAAGAAACCAGUCAGUUCUGUUGAAAGAAAUGUUAUAUGUUCAGUGUCAUGGUUCAGAUACAGUAUGUUUUACAUUUAAACUUUGCUACUUUAGUUUUAUUAAUUAAUGCAUGAAGACAAUUUUAUGCAGCAUUUUCUUUUGCCCCUUCUUUGCCAUAUUAUCAAACUUCUCUUGAUCCCUUUAUUUCUCCACUGAUAAGUUGUUAUAUCAGACCCGUGGGUCCUAUUGAUUAUUUUGCUUGUGUUUAAAGGCUAGAUGUUCUGUGAAGCUCAUUGUUAUGCACAUUUUCUUGGAAUGUUCCCUCCGUCAGUGGGGAGGUCGCUGGGCAUGCUGUCGGAUUUGUAUACGGACGUGGGAAAGGACCGGCGAGAGGCCGUGCUCUGGGUGCAUAAUGAGAGGAAGGCCAUUGUUUGGAUGGGAUUCAUUGGGGUUGUGAGGUGGGGGGCGACCAACAACAUUGCAGGGUGGGCCUCUGCACUCUGACACAUCAAGUCUUUUAUGGUUCUAAAACCAUGUUUUCUCUUAAUGAAACUUAAUACAGUUGAUUUUUAUCACCCAGGAUAAGUCUGUAGUUUACAGAAAACAAUGAAAGGAGGAGGAGAAACGCAUACUAAACGGAAUACACUGACUAUUUGACCAGUAAAUACAAACCUCAUAAAGGAUUUUUUUGCUCAUCUCUAUAUUGAAAGAUAUCCUUUCUAGCAAAUCCUUUCAACUAUCAAUCAUUAAUUAACAAUCAGAUAAAUUUGAAUAAAUGUCUCUAUACAGUUUCAAAA